AUGGUCUGGACUGAACAGGUGUCAAGUCUCUUCAGUAUGGAGCUGGAGGAGGCUCAGGUGGCGCAUGCGCACUCCAGCCCCGGAAGUGGUCGCGCUCGUGUCUCUGGCUUGACCCCGCGUCUGCAGCGUCAGUGCGGGGACCGGGGGCCACACACCUCCCGCGUCAGGAGCCGUGAGCCGGGGCCCCUGUGCACUUGUCUGCAGCAUCACAGAUGCCUGAAACUUGACCUGGGCUUCUGCUGCGUGAGGACUAACCGUCUCUGUGGGACGUCCCGGAUCAGGCCCCUGUCUCUCCCCCCUCUCCCCCCUCCGUGA
Messenger RNA from Knipowitschia caucasica, 315 nucleotides. The record is from the annotation of a GenBank genome assembly. Lineage: Eukaryota; Metazoa; Chordata; Actinopteri; Gobiiformes; Gobiidae.